Molecule: messenger RNA, 1656 nt
Organism: Thyridium curvatum
Lineage: Eukaryota; Fungi; Ascomycota; Sordariomycetes; Thyridiales; Thyridiaceae
Exons: 2
Coding region: 1-1656 (551 amino acids)
Molecular function (GO): DNA binding
Source: RefSeq, a predicted model, not a curated record
AUGUCUCCGCAAUCGCCCAGCCAGAAGCGAAAACGCGGCCGCCCUUCUCAACACUCAAAGAUCGCGUCGCAUCACACGUCGACAAGCCAGCCACCAGCAGGACCAAACGCCGAGGAAGAAAGGGAGGAAACAGACCCGCGACCUCGAAAACGAGGGCGCAGAGCAGAGAAGCAGAAUACCGAAGCGCCCGAUACCGCGAUCGAUGCUCCACCGGACCGACCUGGUGGAAGAAAACGAGGCCGACCCUCGGCUCGAGACGCUGCGCCUGGACAGCUCUCCCGGGUAUCGAACGCGCAACACGAACCAGGUCAAGAUGGCGACGAAAACCCAGUGCAGCCGCGUCGGAGUAAACGUGAUCGCUCCUCUUUAGAAGGAGCCAAGCCCUGGUGGGAGGUUGGCGGGAGCGCCAAUACAUCGCUUGUAGAAGCAGCUCCCAAAGGACCUACGCCACAGCAGCCCAAGAAGCGAGGACGGCCUUCUCUUGCCGACGUUUCUGUAGACGAAGCACAGAACAAGGGAAAGCGGGGACGCCCGUCCCGGUCGAACGACAAAGAGGAUGACGCCCCUGCCCGGAAACGUCGUGGGAGGCCCUCACUCGCAGAUCAAGAGGUGCAAGAGAUCCCGGUAUCGCACACAAAACGAAGAGGAAGACCGCCCACCUCUAAAGAGCCGCAACACGAGGUGGCCCGCCCGGAUAGCAUAGUGGAGGAGGCAGCCAGUUCCGAAGAGCAUCACCGGAAACGAGGGCGGAAGAUUCAACGACACCAAGCCCAAGAUUCUCUGAGCGAUGAGGUAGAGCAGCCCGGCGCAUCACAGGUCCGUCAGCUGAUUCCCCGGACUCGCCACAUACCACGAGCGACUAUUGCAACGAAAUGGGCUGCACUCGAGCCUGCGGCCAUCUCCCUCAUCGGGAAUCUACUUGGGGAAGCUGAGCGGCCAGUUCUUCUCCGGCUACGGGAUAGUCAGAACCGUCGAGAGCAUGCUCGUGCGGCAGUUUCAAUAGUCUCUCGCCGCGUGCGAUCCAAGCUCUCGAAAGGCAUGCCGUUUCCACCCUCUUCCACAAAGGCGCGGACUACUGUGGCUGGUGUCAAGUCCGGGCAAGAGGAUGAUCUGGACUUUGAGCGCGUAGUCGACACUAUGCAGGCCUUGGAGAGGACGCUGAGUCCGCUCUUGCAUUCGGUAGCGUUGCUGUCACAAGAGAAGGAGCGAGAAGAACAAGGACUAGAACAGGAUUAUGCGACACUCCGAACCCUAGAGGCUAAUGCGCGUUCGGAGGCCCGGUCGUGGCGAGAACGGCGGAAGAGAGCUCAUCCCUUGGCCCCAGAGGCACCUCUCAGCGGCGCUGAUGCUGACAGCAGCCCCGACCGGAGAACUGCGAAGCAUCCGAGUGAAACGGCAGCCGCCGGCCUGUUCAAAGUGAGAGAUCAUGGCAUGUUUUCAUAUGACCUGAUACUAACGAUGUCUGAGCAGGAUCUCCAGGGUGAUGAGUUGUUGUCGCUAUCAAAACAGCUGGCCAGCCACAUGGACAGCAUGAAGACCAAUCUGCAACAGAUCGGAGGAGUUGCGCCGGCUGUGCUAAGCAGCAGAGCAGCCCUGCAGCAGGUGCUGCACAAGCACCUGGACCCUCAGCAUUAUGAACGUGUCUUGCUUGGAUGA